UGUGCGUCAGAAGUUGGCGUCCCAGUGUAUGAUAGGAUGGCCAGGGGUCCCUGGACUGAAAUACUCACUUGAAGACCACUAGGACAACUUUCACAGUUUACCGGACAUCAGGGGAAUUUUUAACCUGUGGCCACAGGGACAAAGUCCUCUUAUUUUCUUUUUUACUUUCUCUCAUUCACUCUCCCUUCUCAUUUUCCGUCUGCCGGAGCGGUUGGAUUACCUGUUCAGGUGGAUGGCUCAAAACGCAACCUGACACAACAAAGCCCUCCAACCACAAAGAUACAGUAAAGCUUCAACACAAUUACACAAUGAGUGAUCAGGAAGAGGAGGGUGCUGUGGCGAUGCCUGUUUGCGGUGCAACAGGAGUCAGUCCCACGUCCCCUCCUCCUGACCUUUGCCAUGUCUGUGGACAACGGCACCUACAGGAGGAGAACCAUGAAUAUUCCUACAAGGAGGAGGUGGAUGAUGACCUUAUGUGCCACAUCUGCCUUCAGCCUUUGAUCCGGCCACUGGACACCCCCUGUGGACAUACCUAUUGCCAGGAGUGCCUGACAAACUUCCUGCUGGAGAGUGACUUCUGCCCGGUGGACCGCACUCCCCUGAUGCUGCAGACCUGUCGCAAGUCCAGCCUGCUGGUGCACAAGCUGCUGGAUAAACUGAUGGUGUCCUGCCCCUUUACCGAACACUGCACUGAAGUGCUGCCGCGGGGAGAAAUGGAGGGACACAUCAGGAGCCGGUGUAAAGGAGCGUCACACUAUGGGCUCUCAGCAGAGAGAAAGCGACGCUCUCAGGAGGGAGACUGCACAGACAGCACCUCAGAGCUUACUGUGGCGGCACUGCCCGGGGAGGGAUGCCCCUCCUCUGCUAUCGCCCUCCUAUCAGAUGAGCCUGGCCUGGUUAACCCCGCCUAUGAGCCCAGUGUGGAAGAUAACAGCCAAUCUGGGAGCACCACCAGCCUGGCAGCACGCAGUGGUUCAAGGAAGAGUGAGUAUCGCAACUUUGACAGAACGUCAGUGCGUAGUCGCUCUUUUCGCCGCCUGAAUCGAGCCUUCAGUGUCCUGAGGAGGACCAAGAGUGGGACAGCAGUGGCCAAUGAGACCACAGAGGAGCGAGAUAACCUCAGAAACGCCAACAUACCACCAGAGGUAUUUGCAUUACCUCAGCUGCAUCAUCUAAUCCCUGAUGGUGAAGUCACCAGUAUUAAGAUCACCAGGGCAGAUCCUUGUGAACCACUGGCUAUCAGCAUUGUCGGGGGCAAUGAGACGCCUCUGGUUCGCAUCCUCAUUCAGGACAUCUACAGAGAGGGCGUCAUCGCUCGGGAUGGAAGACUGCUUCCUGGAGAUAUGAUCCUCAAGGUGAAUGGUAUAGACAUCAGUAACGUGCCUCACUGUUAUGCUGUGGCGGCUCUGAAGCAGCCCUGCACACUGCUGCGGUUGACUGUACUGCGAGAGCAGCGCCACCGUUACCGUUCCCAUCAUCACUCUCCCACCGAGGCCUUCCCCACCCACACCCCCACCAUCCGGGACGACAGCCUGCAUGUGGUCCUCGUUAAGAGGGCUCCAGACGAACAGCUGGGCAUCAAGCUGGUGCGCAGACCUGACGAACAUGGCGUCUUUAUCUUCCACCUGCUGGAGGGAGGGCUGGCCGCCCGCGACGCAAGGCUUAGGGUAGACGACCGCGUGCUGGCCAUCAAUGGCCAUGACCUGAGAUACGCCGCCCCCGAGCAUGCAGCACUGCUUAUUCAGGCGAGUGAGGACCGUGUCCACUUCAUUGUGUCCCGCCAGACUCACAUCCCUACUCCGGACAUCCUACAGGAGGCGCCGUGGAACAUGGAGGGACCACCGCCCUACUCGCCUGUGGAUAUUGAGCACUCUUUACUGGAUUCAUGCCAAAAGCCUGCCUGUUAUGAGAAGACGGUGACUCUGUUGAAGGAGCCGCACGAUUCUCUCGGCAUGACGGUUGCGGGUGGGAUGAGCAGCAGGGGGUGGGAUCUGCCCGUCUACGUCACUAACGUCGACCCCAAUGGAGUGGUUGGACAAGAGGGCUCGAUCCACAAAGGUGACAUCCUUCUAAAUGUGAAUGGGGUUGACCUGACGGGUGUGACUCGGAGCGAGGCUGUGGCUAACCUGAAGAACACCUCGUCCCCGGUGGUCUUGAGGGUACUAGAAAUGAGACCCCCAAAUGAGAGCUCCCUGGACUGCAUGCCGCCCCUGCAUUCCCCCUGCGCUCUCUCGCCCUCUUCACCCGGAGAUAUCAAACUACCCCCGCCUAAUGAUGAUUACUCCCCCCUCUGGGUGUCCUGGCUCCAGCUGCCCAGGCAUCUAUAUUGCUGUAAAGACAUUGUCCUCCGUAGAAGCACGUCUGGCAGUCUGGGUUUCAGUAUUGUGGGUGGACAAGAAGAACUCAACUGUAACCAGUCCUUCUUUAUCCGCUCUAUCGUAGAGGGCACACCAGCCUACAACGAUGGCAGGAUACGCUGUGGAGACAUCCUGCUGGAGGUGAACGGAAAGAGCACUUGGGGUAUGACACACACGGCUCUAGUCCGCCUGCUCAAGGAGCUGAGGGGUCGGAUCACUCUCACCAUCGUUUCUUGGCCCGGAAGCCUGCUAUAGGACUGCUCUGCAUGUGGGAGGGGCUUAUCACAUUAACCCUGCACUAGGGGGUGGAGCUUACACUACAGACCUUAUAAUGACAACUAAAAUGGUGGAUUUUAGAAUCCGAGACUUCCUUGAAAGGCAGGGCUUAUGAUACGGACUGCCCUCCGGGAGCAGGAAGUGACACAUGGACCUUAUUCAGGUAUUAGGAGCUCAGACUCUAAACUUGAAGGCGGGGCUAACGCCAUGACUCCGCCCACCAAGCAGCACGUUUAUCACACUCCGAAACCAGGAGGAGCUUUCACAAUUGCCCUUUUGUCAAGGCAUAAAGAUGAUAUGUGUGCAUGAGAGGAACAUUGUGUCAUUAGAGAUGGAAGGCGAAGCUUUUAAUCUGUAUUAAAGGACUUGGGAGUGUCUAAAAACACAAUUUCAGGAUGCAACGAGGAGCACGUCAGUCAAUAAAUGAGUCGGAAAUAGAUGUAUAAACAUUAUGGGCACUGUGCUAUAUGUAGUCAGAUUGUGUGACUCUAAUGUUGUUUGUAGAGGACAUUGAGAUGCUGCACAUAAGAGGGGUUUCCUUCAAACGAGAGGUGAAAGGGAUACUGGGAUGUUUAGGGUUUGGGUGGGGGACAAACGUUGCCAAUUCCAUUAGUUUUACAUGUUAGAAAAUGCAUCGAAGUGGACGCACAUUCUUUACUAUAAACGUCGAUGUCUGAAAAAAUAACGAAACAGAUUCAAGCACUUGUACUAUGACUAAUAUUAAUUUUGGUUUAUUUCUCUCUGUUCCUAUGGCUUUCGGAUAUCGGCUUCGUUUUGUUCAUUCUGACAGUGGUUUGUUCUCUCCAUCCCCUGGCAUGGAGACACAUUUGCCAAGUAGUUCUAUCUAUGUUGGUACGUUUCAGAUGCUGUCGCAUAUGAAAAUAAACUAUAGUGAGUAAUAAAAAAAGAAUAGCAACUGAAAAAAGAAAAGCAAUGUUAAUAAUCUAUUUUAAAAAUGGAUGAUAACUUAUAAUGCUAAUAAUGAUAACGUGAGAUUUUGGCGGCCUUGCUGACUUUUUUUUGUUUACUUUGGAGGUGAAAGAAUAGGAGAGAGUGGCGUGUGAAAAGCUCACUGUGUGAGUGUGUGCGUGUGUGUGUGUGUAGGUAUCAUUGUGGGGUAAGGUGCGUGCUCUGGCAUCUCAUGCUUUGGCUUGUGCAGUAUAUUGUAUCUGUUGGUACCUUUGGUUCAAUGAUCAAUAAAGUCAUUCUACAAGGA
Messenger RNA from Onychostoma macrolepis, 3849 nucleotides. It is a transcript of the gene lnx1, whose product is annotated as ligand of numb-protein X 1. Gene Ontology annotation, biological process: ubiquitin-dependent protein catabolic process. The coding region runs from base 309 to 2612 and encodes 767 amino acids. Gene Ontology annotation, cellular component: cytoplasm. The transcript is spliced from 11 exons. Gene Ontology annotation, molecular function: ubiquitin-protein transferase activity; protein binding. The record is from RefSeq and is a predicted model, not a curated record. NCBI's taxonomy places the organism in Eukaryota, Metazoa, Chordata, Actinopteri, Cypriniformes, Cyprinidae.